Messenger RNA from Chondrus crispus (carragheen), 1378 nucleotides. RefSeq lists its product as hypothetical. Bases 1 to 903 code for a protein of 300 amino acids. The transcript has 2 exons. NCBI's taxonomy places the organism in Eukaryota, Rhodophyta, Florideophyceae, Gigartinales, Gigartinaceae. The record is from RefSeq and is a predicted model, not a curated record.
AUGAGUCGCGGUCUUGCCUGGUACGCGCGUCGAGUCUUGACGGCAGCUGACCCCAGCGAAAAGGUUCGAUUAACCCAGGAAGCCGCCGAGCAAUGGGCCUCUAGCCGGACAAUUGGUGAGGCAGCGCAGCCUCCAGUUCGACCUGCGCGGCCGGUGCGCCCAUUGAUUGUAACUUCGGGAAAGAUGCCAUCUGUGAAGGAAGUCAAUGCACCCACGAAUAUCUACUAUCUACAUGGACUCGCACAUGUCGAGCUGAAUGCCAUUGACCUUUGCUUUGACACUAUGAUUCGUUUCGCCGAUGACACGGGCUCUGAAAUCGAGGACGCGCAUGACUGGUAUGCUGACUGGAUAUCUAUUGCUUCAGAUGAGGCUCGCCAUUUUUCGUGGCUAGACAAGCGCUUGCGUGAUCUUGGGUCUUGCUACGGUGACCUGCCGGCCCAUGGCAUAAUCUGGAACUCCGCAGAUGUAUCAAAGGGCUGUCGGAAGGAAAGACUGGCUCUAGGGCAACUAGUAGCUGAAGCAAAAGGGCUUGACGCGGGUCCCCGACUAGCAGAUCGGUUGACCGGGGCGGGAGAUAUCCCGUCGGCGGACAUGGUCCGAGUUAUUGCUGAUGAAGAGCUUGAACACGUCAGAAUAGGUGUCAAGUGGUUUAUCAGGGAGUGCGAGCGAGAGAAGAGGGACCCUAUUGCCGAGUUUCAGGAGAUAGCGCUCCGAUUGAGCAACCCUGGUGCCUUUGCUCCACCUUUCAAUGAGGAGCGAAGACGACAAGCAGGACUGGAUCCUGAGUGGUACCUUCCUGUAGCAGAGCAAAUGAAGAAACAGUGCCGGGAACGUCGUGAAGAGGCGAAGCUGGCUGGAAAAAAAUCUACUCAAGGGGUGGGAGCGGCAAGUGCUGUUUCAUAGUUGUACUGGGGUAUGAAUUUGUUGUUAUGGUUCUGCAACCUUAGCAGCAUUGAUUUCCGGGCAAACCGCGCGAUUUGGUCCUGAACGUUUGAGAAGGAAUAUUGGCAUUGAUCAAAGAGAUUCACCGACUCGGUAUGCGGCAUUCCACCUGGUUGAUCAACACCACUCGUGCCUACAGACGAUUGGUUGGACACAGGCUCGUCCGAUGAACUACAAAGAGAAGUUUUUUUAUAGUUGAUACACAAAACAGAUAGUUGGAUAGACAGGCCAACGGUAGGCCGCAUAUUUUCAAUGGCUGGCAGAGAUGCAGAUGCGAACAAAAGUUAAGGCGCGAAAGCGAAACCCAGCACGAGACGUAGGGCGAAAAUACAUUCCAGCAUCAACGUUCUAGGCUUUCCGACUUUUGACGAAGUUUGGACUGCAGGUCACGAUUAUGCAUAUGACGAUGUAUGUAAAAUCUACCAAUUAACGCUUC